AUGGGGGUCGAAGGAGUCGAGCCAGUGGCACCAAAGCCCGGCAUGUUUGCCAAGCUGGACGCAGCCGUGGAGAAGAGCAUCGUCGGGAAGUAUUUUGCUGUCACAGCACGCAAGACCACCUUCUCCACGGAGAUGCGCGCCGGCGUGGUCACUUUCCUCACAGCCUGCUACAUUCUGGCGGUCAACAGCGCGAUCCUGGCGGACACCGGCGGCCCCUGCACUAUCAACGACUGCACCAACCCCAAGCCGGGCUGCCAGUUUGCUGACGACCCCGGCUAUGAGGCCUGCGUGGUCGCCACCCGCAAGUCCCUCGUGACCGCCACCGCCGCCACCGCGGCGAUGGCCACUUUUCUGAUGGGCUCGAUUGCCAACCUCCCCUUCGCAAUCAUGCCCGGCAUGGGCGUGAACGCGUACUUUGCCUACACGGUUGUGGGCUUCCGGGGGACCGGGAUGAUCACAUACCAGGAGGCUCUCGCGGCAGUGUUCAUCGAGGGCUGGAUCUUUGUUCUGCUCUCCGUGUCCGGCCUCCGCUCGGGCCUGCUGUCGCUGGUGCCGCGCGCGACGAUGCUCGCCACCGCCGGCGGCAUCGGGCUCUUCCUGGCCUUUAUCGGGCUCCAAAAGUCCGAGGGCCUCGGCGUGGUGGUCGCUGACCCCGCCGUCCUCGUCACCCUCGGCGGCUGCCCCCACGCCAACCAGGUCCAUAUGUACGCGAUCGCCGACCCCUCCCCUGCGGCCGUCUGCUCGGUGGACCCCAAGACUGGCGCUCUGGCCGCAAACCUGGGCCCUGCGGGCGCCAACUACAUGUGCAAGGGCGGCAAGAUGAAAUCCCCGACCAUGUGGCUCGGUGUGGCGGGCUUCACUGUCAUCGUGGUGCUGAUGUCACGCCGCGUCAACGGCGCCAUCAUGCUGGGCAUUCUUUUCACCACCUUCAUCUCCUGGAUCCCCGGCCACGGCGCGUCCUACCUCGGCUCUGACACCGACAUACCAGGUGGCGAAGACCGGCUGGAGACGUUCAGGCAUGUCGUGUCGGUGCCCAACGCUGCGAAAACGUCGCUCACCUGGUCCUUUGGCGCCUUCACCAACUCACACCUCUGGGUGGCCCUGGUGACCUUCCUGUACCUCGACUUCCUGGACGCCACGGGCACCAUGUACUCCAUGGCUUCCACCAUUGACAAGGAACUUCCCGGCUUCAUCAACCAGAAGGAUAAGUCUUUCCCCCGCUCGAUCUUCGCCUUUACCCUCGACGGCAUCGGCAUCGUCAUCGGCUCCCUCCUGGGCUGCGCGCCGCUGACCGUCUGCCUCGAGUCUGCCGCCGGCAUCAGGGAGGGCGGGCGCACCGGGCUGACCGCGCUGUCCACCGCGUUCUGCUUCUUCAUUUCGCUGUUCUUCACGCCCCUCAUCGUGUCGAUCCCGCCUUACGCGACCGGCGGGGCGCUGAUCAUCGUCGGCGCGCUGAUGAUGGAGAAUAUCGUCGACAUCGACUGGUCGGAUAUCGGCCAGGCGGUGCCUGCCUUCCUCACCAUUGCCAUCAUGCCCCUGACCUACUCGGUGGCCUACGGCGUUAUCGCUGGCCUCUGCGCAUCCAUCGUCAUCUCGCUCAUUAACCUCACAUUGGACGUCUCCGGCGCCCUCGUCUCCCGCAAGCCUGUCAAGGACGCUGUGCUGCCCUAUGUGCCCGGGAUCAUCCUGGGCCGAUUCGCCAACGUGCGGCCCCUCAAGAGCGCCAGCGGCAUCCUGCAGGAGCACGUGGACCCAGAGCACGAGCGCCAUUACGAGGAGGUGUCCAAGCGCGCCUACUCGGAGGGGCGCCCCGACGCCAAGAUCUACGAAUCUGACAAAAACAACGCAGAUCUCCCCAAGUAA
Molecule: messenger RNA, 1863 nt
Organism: Monoraphidium neglectum
Lineage: Eukaryota; Viridiplantae; Chlorophyta; Chlorophyceae; Sphaeropleales; Selenastraceae
Product: putative MFS transporter, AGZA family, xanthine/uracil permease
Exons: 18
Coding region: 1-1863 (620 amino acids)
Biological process (GO): transmembrane transport
Cellular component (GO): plasma membrane
Molecular function (GO): purine nucleobase transmembrane transporter activity
Source: RefSeq, a predicted model, not a curated record